CCCGCCGCCGCCAUCCUGGGGCCCGACGCGGCUUGGCCGUUCGGCACUCCGGCGGCGGCGACGCAGGGGGUGGACGGGAGGAGCAAUUUGCUCCUUUGGUUCUUCCUAACCAGUGUGGCUUAUUUUGUGCUAGUUCGGUGUUUAAUCAAAAACGGUUGCAUUUUGUGCCAUCUACAGAGUUCAGGCUUGACCUUAUAUUGAUCUCCAAUAUGCUGAAAAAUGGAGAGGGAUUUUCGUCCAAUCCAACUUAGAUAGUUGACCAACUUAGUUUUGUUUCCUAUUGGAAACAAUAGUCUCCAUGGAGAAAUUAAGUGGCCUCUGCCAAAGAAGUCUCACAUGGACUCUUUGCAAAAUGGAAAAGUCUGCAAUGAUGAUUGACUGCGACAAGUAUACUUGUGUAAAUUUCCAAACAUCUGACAAAUCUGACAAAUUGACAAAUUGCGACAAGUAUACAUUUUCUUCUUUGGUUUCUUUAGUACCCAAUCAAUCUCAAUCUGGCUUAUUUUGUGCUACUAGUUUAGUAUUUAGUCAAAGAUUGCUGCACCUUGCUCCUUCCUGGAAGGCAGAGAGCAUAGCAACAAAAAAGAAAAUCUAAUAAGAGGGAUCCAUGUGCUAAUUGCUCUAUUUGUAGUCCAGUCUAUAAUAUGCAGGUUAGCUAGAUACAUGACGUUUGUGUCUCUUCGUGCUUUAACAUUUAGGAAGUUAAGUUGUUGCGUCGAACUAAUAUUGAAUUCUAAUGCUGUUUUAAAUUUCUUUCCCAUUUUUGGCCAACUGAGAUCACAGAUCAAUUCAGAUAGUGUCAAAUAAAUCUAAUGUUGAUUCAUUCAUUUUCCUCACGGGAGUUUGAAUCUGUGCGCACAAGUAAAUCUGUUAGUAGAAGUCACACUGGGGUUGACCUCAGAUUGAGAAAGCAGAGAUUCUAUUCUUCGUUUCUUCUACAAUUGAUAUAUGCUGGAAUUUUAUCUAUUUAUGGGCCAGCCCAAUAGUACUUUCAGAAAUUCCUAAUAAAUCCUAAAAGCCCACGCAGCCCAUUCGUGCAAGGCAAGAGGUGAAACUAAAGUUUAGUCUCAUAUUGCUAGUUUGGUGGGAGUUGGACCUCCUUAUAAGGGAGGAUGUUUUCCCACAUGUAUGAGCAUGAGAACAAGAGGGCCAUUCACGCGCGCUCCUCCUCCGCCGCCCGCCUCGCCACGACGCGUCGUGGGUUGCGGGAACGAGCCGAUGUCUAAAUUUUUGCCACGCACUACGGGUAUACGAAAGGUCACUCGAGAGCUGAAUUUUUUUUUCUGUAGUGGAUACUGAAUACGAACGCUGCACCCUUCGGCUACUGCCUGUUUGUUUCGUCUCCCUCGUUCCCUUCAGCUUCCGGCGCAGUCUCUCGCCUCCUUCUCUUGCACCUAUAAAAGGGAGGUCGCUCCUCUCAGAGAGACGCAUCAGAAGACUCUCACUACUACAAAUACUAGCAUUAACGAUGGUGCCCAAAAACUCUUGGUCGUUGAACCCCCGAGUGGACUCCCCGCGUGGUGGAAACCUAUCUACAUAAUACGUUCAACAACCACGGGUCUGCCCGUCGCUACAUGACCGGUCGUUACUGUUGUGAUAUGGUUUGCAUGUACGUACAACUCUUAACAAACUUACUCUCCUUGCGCUCAAAAAGAAAAAGAAAAAAAUCUCCUCUCCGUUAUCUCUCUCCCGCUACAUCCCAACUAAUGUUGGCGGGUUCUCAAAAUAUUGGCGCUAAAUCUCUCCAGCCCCAACUAAUCUAAUUUGCUCCUAAUCCUAUUAGUUAGUCCUCCCGAUCCAUAUUUUUGCACAAAUUCCCGAUGGAAGUCUGCAUGGUCGUUCAUGCCCCUGCAUCUCCGUCCGGCGCCUCUGCUGAACCACAAAACUCCCCCGGCCACCGCGAUUCCUCCCCAAAAUGCUCGGUAGAGAUGCACUUGAUGGAGCAACCAGAUUCCAUGGUUGAGUUUGCUCACCAUACUACGGAUGAAGAGAACGUGCAAGGCGACAACAUGGUUGAGUUUGUUCCAGAUACAAUUAAUCAGGAGGUAGAAGAGUCUCCUGAUGAAGAACGGAGCAGCGAUGUCUCAAUAACCGAUGUCGAUGAAGACUCUAUUGAGUACCUGCGUAGGCAAGUUGUCGAAGACUCCGAGGAAGAAGACAAGCAAGAGGAAGUAUACCAGAAGGUCCGGAAGGAAUUUAAUGAAAGACGUGCUAGUGAUGCUGCAUUGAGGAGGGAAGCAAGAGCCAGGAAUGCAUCUAGGCAUAAGAGUAAUCUGAACAAAAUACGUAGAGACUUUUUGCGAAUUUAUAUUCCUGACUACUACAAGAUGGUGGAAAAAUAAAUAUUGUUUGCUAGAGAACAGUAUUAUUGUUAGUUUUUCAGUUUGGCUCAUCGGCAGCAGAAUUCAGGAUUAGUGCCUUUUAUUUGUAACAUUUGUUCUUGUCAUUCAUAUGUCAGGCUAUGAACAAGCGACUGACUUUUAAAUAUUUUCCUAUCCGUAAAUGGAUCUUCAUAUCC
Messenger RNA from Aegilops tauschii subsp. strangulata, 2518 nucleotides. NCBI's taxonomy places the organism in Eukaryota, Viridiplantae, Streptophyta, Magnoliopsida, Poales, Poaceae. The record is from RefSeq and is a predicted model, not a curated record.